GUAGAGAAUAUCCAGGUAGUGGCUGCAGUUCCACCUCUGGUCUGGCUGCCAUGUAUCAUGGGCGAACUACUGGUAAAGGGCCCCACACACAGAUUUACCAGCAACCUCCAAGGCUUCUCAUUGUGCAUGUCACUCUACCAUCCUGGGCUGACAUCUGCUCCAAUCUCUGUGAGGCUCUGCAAAACUUUUUCUCUCUAGCCUGCAGCUUGAUGGGCCCCAGCCGCAUGUCCCUCCUCAGCUUAUACAUGAUACAAAAUCAGCACGAGUGCAUCCUCCCCUUUGUGCAAGUGAAAGGGAACUUUGCUAGGCUGCAGGCCUGCAUCUCAGAACUCCGCAUGUUACCAAGAGAAGGUUGUUUCAGACCACAAGGCACUUCUCUGCAACUGGCAGUAGAAGAUGGGCUCCAGCAGUUCAAACAGUACAGCAGACAUAUGACCACAGGCACAGUUCUGAGUUACACUUCCCUGGAGAUUACUGUUCUGACUUCCCAUGCUGGAAAAGAGGUGGUCAAACAAUUAGAGGAAGGAUUGAAAGAUACAGACCUUAGCACGGUCAGGAGGCUUCAGGUGGUCGAGAUCACAAAGGGAGUCCUAGAGUGUAUGGACUCAGCAUCCCCUGUUGAAGAGCCCAGCAGUGAUGAGAGUUCUUUCCUGGGAACUGACAUUGACUUUCAGACUGUAGACAAUGAUAUUGUCAGCAUGGAGAUUUUCUUCAAAGCCUGGCUACAUAACAGUGGAACAGACCAAGAACAUAUCCAUCUUCUUUUUCCUUCACCGUCCUUCGGCAACAUUUCCAGAGGCACAGAUAAUCCAAUGUGCCUGAAAUGUGAUCUCCAAGAGCGACUCCUCAGCCCGUCCUUACUCCCUGGUACAGCUGAUGGCUCCUUGAGAAUGGAUGACCCCAAAGGAGACUUCAGCACACUCUACCAGAUGGCUGCCCAGUCCUCGGCCUGUCAUUAUAAGCUCCGGGUGAUCAAGGCUGUAAAAUCAACUGGUAUCUGUGAGUCAGUCACAUAUGGACUCCCAUUUAUCCUGAGACCCACGAGCUGUUGGCAGCUGGACUGGGAUGAGCUAGAGACAAAUCAACAGCGUUUCCAUGCUUUGUGUCACAGCCUGCUGAAAAGAGAAUGGCUGCUGUUGGCCAAAGGAGAGGCCCCGAGCCAAGGACACAGCCUGAGAGAGCCCGCUAGCACCUUCUAUGUGAUUGUGCCAUCGCGCUCCCCAACUCUGCUAGUGAAGGCAGUGGCCACACGAGAACUGAUGCUGCCCAACUCCUUCUCUCUACUGCCUGAGGACCUGCCUGAUGACAGCCUGAAGACUGUGGAGAGUGUGUUGGACGGCCUAGAGCUGGAGCCCAUCUACAACCCCUUGCAGAUUUGGAGCCACCUGUACUCACACCUGAGCAGCACCUUUGCCAAGCCUCAGGGCCGACUCCACCCAACCUGGGAGAAUCGGGCCCUGAGAAAGCACCCCAGCAAGGCUGGGCAGUUGCAGAUGAAUCGAGUCCGAGCCACGGUGGCCCCCUUGCCUAUAACCCCAGCCCCCAGCAGGGCCCCCAAGAUGCGAGCCACCAGCAAAGCCUCCUCAGAAGCCUUCUUCCAGCCUUCCAGAGAGGAGGAGGAAGUGGAGGAGUUUCCUUCAGAGCCUUAAGUCACCAGAGCCUGGGUCUGGCUGCCCUGCCCAGCCACAUCCACGCCAAGGCUCAUACGAUGGCAUUCUGCAGUCAAACUUGCCUUCCAUCCACCUGAGCCCCUGUGAGCUCCAGUGACCGAGAAAGAGCCUUUCCCUCCUCCGUCCUCGGCCUGGGAAGCUACACACCCCAGCCUCUCCCUUCUCUAAGCAAGUUUUCUUUGGGGUCAUUUGAUACUGUUAACGCAGAUGAAUAUUAAACACCGGGUAAGCCAA
Pteropus alecto (black flying fox) is the source of this 1904-nucleotide messenger RNA. RefSeq names its product meiosis 1 associated protein (gene M1AP). NCBI's taxonomy places the organism in Eukaryota, Metazoa, Chordata, Mammalia, Chiroptera, Pteropodidae. The transcript is spliced from 10 exons. Gene Ontology annotation, biological process: meiosis I; male meiosis chromosome separation; spermatogenesis. Bases 51 to 1649 code for a protein of 532 amino acids. The record is from RefSeq and is a predicted model, not a curated record.